Molecule: messenger RNA, 1544 nt
Organism: Equus quagga
Lineage: Eukaryota; Metazoa; Chordata; Mammalia; Perissodactyla; Equidae
Gene: THTPA
Product: thiamine triphosphatase
Exons: 3
Coding region: 311-1003 (230 amino acids)
Biological process (GO): thiamine metabolic process; dephosphorylation; thiamine diphosphate metabolic process
Molecular function (GO): thiamine triphosphate phosphatase activity; magnesium ion binding
Source: RefSeq, a predicted model, not a curated record
CCCGGGCCAACCCCGGGAGUCGGGAGGGGUCGGGUAUGAGGAGCAGAGCACAGCGGAUGGCCUCGCUCCCGGCCUACCGGGGAGGUCGCUGCCCCCUAUAACCUACCAGGCCUCUCGGGGCCGAUCUGCCCUCGGCACCGCCACAUCGGGCCUAAUAUGGCCGCUCGUGCUGGGACUGGCCGGGUGCGCAGAGAGCCCGACCGAGGUCGGGGCCAGCGACUGCUCCCGGCAUUCCUCGCGGGCGUGGCGUGGGCUCCCUUCCCCCAUCUCCAGGUCCCGCGAGAGGGAGACCCUCGGGCUUUGAGGUAGAAUGGCCCAGGGCUUGAUUGAGGUGGAGCGGAAGUUCGUUCCUGGGCCUGGCACAGAGGAACGGCUGCAGGAGCUGGGGGGCACCCUGGAGCACCGGGUCAUCUUCCGAGACAGCUACUAUGACACCCCUGAGCUGAGCCUCAUGCAGGCAGACCACUGGCUACGACAGAGAGAGGGUAGUGGAUGGGAACUCAAGUGUCCUGGGGCAGCGGAUGUCUCAGGACCCCACACUGAGUAUGUGGAACUCACAGCUGAGCCUGCGGUUGUGGCCCGGCUCUGUGAGGUGCUGGGGGCUGAGAUCCUGGGGGCUGGACAUGUGGCUGCUGUGCUGGGCCCACUGGGGCUGCAGGAAGUAGCUAGUUUUGUGACUAAGCGUAGUGCCUGGAAGCUGGUGCUGUCCGGAGCUGAUGAAGAAGAGCCAUCGCUCCGGGUGGACCUGGAUACAGCCGACUUUGGCUACGCUGUGGGUGAGGUAGAGGCCCUGGUGCACGAGGAGGCUGAAGUCCCAGCUGCCCUAGAGAAGAUCCACAGCCUCAGCAGCAUGCUCGGUGUGCCAGCGCAGGAGUCGGCACCUUCCAAGCUGAUCGUGUACCUACAGCACUUCCGGCCUCAGGACUAUCAGCGCCUGCUCAAAGCCAACAGCUCCGGAGACAAGCCACCUGGGACUACAGAUCCUGACAGUAGCCUGGGCUAGGGUGUCACCUCCUUGAUGGGGCAGAGAGCUUGGGGCCUACCAGGCUCAUUCCUGGGCUGUGCCGCUUCCCUUCCCACAGUGACUCCCCUCUCCAGCUCUGCCUGUUCCAUCCCCCUACCCUCAGCUCUCCUUCCUUCUGGAGCUCUCCUGCUGCCUCCUCUCCCUCAUCCGUCACAUGCAAUCUGUGGGCCGCCCCUCUCCCCUGGCCGCUAAGCAGCCUCCAUUGAUUUCCGCUCCUGUUUAUAGGAUUUCCACUUAGCUGUGAUCAGUAGUUAAGCACAGGAAAAUCCCUUGCCACCCCCCCCUCCCUUGGUCGAUGCCAUUGAUUCUGCCAGCGGCUCCUAAACCGCCUUACAGCUGAGUUAGAGAUGAAGGAAGGCAGCAGGGAUUUCCCUGCCUUGGGGGGUGGAGAAGAGCAGCAAGUUGGGGAAGUGGGUGGGAAUCCCUGUUAGAAAUCUACAAAUUCUGGGUUGAUUUUACCACGGUGCCCUGCUCUGGCUCAGAGGGCAGAGUGCCUCCUGUGGAGUUUAGGGGCACAUGU